CAUGUCAGGCACGGUUCUUGCGUGGGCAUCUAAGCGGGCUGCCUGUCCUCGGACCUUGCUCUCCCAAUGUUACCUUUCAACAAUCGUUCAAUCGACGAGUCGCCCACGCAAUGAGUGGGAUGCUUUUGCUCCUUUGGAGUUCAGCGACUAUGGCCCUGUCAGGUAAAAGCAUGAGACAGAACCUUGUAGAUGGAUUCGAUAGGGCGCCCUUCACCGUGAACUCUCGGCCUAGAUUCCACGAAUGAAGCGCUUCUGGUCUUGACGACAAGUGACACGCACUCUUGACCUUGGACUCGCCUGGCAAGGAAGCAUUUCUGAGAAGAAGACCUCGCCAGCAUGUCAUCAGGUCCUGUUGAGGUCCUUCAAGGUGGAAAAGCAUGGCUUCGAUGUGGUCAGGGGAUGAAUCUUGGAGAAGCGCCGAUAUAUCGCGCCAGCGAUUCCACGCUACACUGGGUAGACUGUCUGUGUGAACCACCAGAGUUGCAUAUUCAGCGCGUUGGUCCAGAGACUGGCGAUGCCAUUGGAGAUACGAGGGUGCUACAACUGGAAGACAGUGUCACUGUGGCGUUCUUCCGGAAGGAGAAGCCUGGGAGCUACAUUUGCGCGUACUUUCAGGGCGUGGCAUUUCUGGACGAAGCUACGGGCAAGCUUGAAGUGGUCAAAGAGAUCAUUCCAACUGAAGAUCGCGGUAUACGACGAUUCAAUGACGGCGGUGUCGAUGCCAAGGGUCGUUUCUGGCUUGCUGAGAUCGAUCGUGUGGCUAUGGCGUAUGGAGCCAAUAAGUUGCCUGCCAGUCAUGGUGAGCCGAUCGGUCGGUUGUGGCGGUAUGAUCCUGAUGGGACUCUGCAUUUGAUGGAGACGGGGAUUAUAUGUGGGAAUGGGCUGGCUUGGAGUCCGGAUAACAAGACGAUGUACUUUAACGACUCAGUGGCGAUGAUGGUGUUUGCUUAUGAUAUCGACCUCGAGAGCGGCAGUAUCUCGAAUAAGAGGUUGUGUAUUGAUCGGCGGACGUCGUUUGGUGAACCAGAUGGGAUGGUCGUUGAUACUGAGGGCAAUCUUUGGAUUGCAGUGUUCGCUUCAUCCCGAGUCAUGGUGUUUAGUCCGGCUGGAGAACAUCUCAAGGAUAUUGUCUUCUCGGCGAACAAUAUGGCUUGCACGACUUGGGGUGGGCGGGAAUUUGAUAUCCUCUACAUUGCUUCUGGGAAGGAUAAGAGCCCUGACGCGAGUCAGGAUGAUGAGGGUGGACAUAUGUUCCGGUACAAACCUGUUGGUGUCAAGGGGAUGCCGAAGCAUGAGUUUGACGGGUAGAAUACCGCUACAGUACAAUCUAUCAUUCUUAA
Molecule: messenger RNA, 1340 nt
Organism: Exophiala viscosa
Lineage: Eukaryota; Fungi; Ascomycota; Eurotiomycetes; Chaetothyriales; Herpotrichiellaceae
Product: regucalcin
Exons: 3
Coding region: 337-1308 (323 amino acids)
Biological process (GO): L-ascorbic acid biosynthetic process
Molecular function (GO): gluconolactonase activity; calcium ion binding
Source: RefSeq, a predicted model, not a curated record